Messenger RNA from Callorhinus ursinus (northern fur seal), 2906 nucleotides. NCBI's taxonomy places the organism in Eukaryota, Metazoa, Chordata, Mammalia, Carnivora, Otariidae. The record is from RefSeq and is a predicted model, not a curated record.
CUGCCUAGUGCAACUGUUUGAUGUAAAAUUUCCUUCCUUCCCUUUCUCCUGGUCGGCAUAAAAAUCUGUAUUGCUCGCCCACUUUAUGCUGGGCACUGACCUGGGUGUUGGGGUCGAAGAACUGAAUGAGACCAAAACAAUCCACUGUCUGCCGGGGCCACCAGCUGCACACCGGUCAUUGUGAUAGGUAAUCAGUGCUGCCACGUUGAUGGUGCGGCAAGGAUCUAAAAGGCCAAGGCUGUGUGGAGGUGUGCCAAAGAGUACCUCUGGGAAGGCUUCUUGGAGGAGGAGGACCGUGAUCUGAAUCCUGAAAUAAAGAGUCACAGCUGAGAAACAGGAUAAGGAAGAGAUUAAGAAGAGCAUGGGCUCUGGGGCCAGACCGUUUGGAUUCACAUUUUGGCUCCAUCACUGACUGUGUGACCCCACGUGGGACCGUCGGCCCCAGGAUGCCCCGGGGGUGUGGAUGACCAGAGGCCCAGGCCCGGAUGCCGCCGCCCCGCGAGGGCCGCUCCCCGAGGGCCGCCGGUGGCCCCGCGCCCUAGCCUCCCGACCCGGCGACCCCGCGCGCCCCGCCCCCGCCUGGCCGCCCAGCGGAGCGGGAGCCGCGGGAGGGAGCUUCCCGAGCCCACCGAGCGAGCGGCCACGGCGCAGGGAUCCGGGGGCAGGGGCUCGGCGCCGGCCGCAAACAUUCUCCCCCAGCGGCUCGGCAAAAUGACCAGCCUGUUCCGCCGGAGCAGCAGCGGCGGGGGCGGCGGCGGGGGCGGCUCGGCGGGGGCGCGCGGGGCCGGGGCCGGGGCCGGGACCGGUGCCGCCUCGCAGGAGCUCAACAACAGCCGGCCCGCCCGCCAGGUGCGCCGCCUCGAGUUCAACCAGGCCAUGGACGACUUCAAGACCAUGUUCCCCAACAUGGAUUACGACAUCAUCGAGUGCGUGCUGCGCGCCAACAGCGGCGCCGUGGACGCCACCAUCGACCAGCUGCUGCAGAUGAACCUGGAGGGCGGUGGCGGCAGCGUCUACGAGGACAGCUCAGACUCGGAAGACAGCAUCCCCCCGGAGAUCUUGGAAAGGACUUUGGAGCCUGACAGCUCUGAUGAAGAACCCCCACCUGUCUAUUCCCCGCCAGCCUAUCACAUGCACAUGUUCGACAGGCCUUACCCUCUGGCUCCCCCCACACCACCUCCCCGCAUCGACGUGCUGGGCUCUGGACCCGUGUCGAGCCAGAGGCGCUAUCGUAACUGGAACCCACCCCUGCUGGGCAACCUCCCCGAGGACUUUCUCCGCAUCCUGCCCCAGCAGCUGGACAGCAUACAGGGAAAGAAUGCUGAACCGAAAGCCUCGUUUCCUGUCUGGGCCUGGAGGUUUCCUGUUCCACCCAGGGAAGGGGACUGGAAGGAGGAGUCUGUGGCUGCAGCCAUCGCCCCAGGCUGGAGGGAGGGUAACCCCGGGGGCUCCAAGCCCAGGAGCGGAGAGGGAGGCCUGCCCUCUGUGGCUGGGCCCGGUACCCGGGACCAGGAGAACCGCUGGAAGCAGUACCUGGAGGACGAGAGAAUUGCGCUCUUCCUGCAGAACGAGGAGUUCAUGAAGGAGCUGCAGCGCAACCGGGACUUCCUCCUGGCCCUGGAGAGAGAUCGUUUGAAAUACGAGUCCCAGAAAUCCAAAUCCAGCAGCAGUGUGGCUGUGGGAAACGACUUUGGCUUUCCUUCUCCUGCCCCAGGAGCUGGUGACACCAAUCCUGCUGUGUCUGAAGAUGCCUUAUUCAGGGACAAGUUGAAACACAUGGGAAAAUCCACCCGGCGGAAGCUGUUCGAGCUGGCCAGGGCCUUCUCCGAGAAGACCAGGAUGAGGAAGUCAAAGAGGAAACACUUGUCCAAGCACCAGUCGCUGGGAGCUGCGGUGUCAACAGCUAAUCUCCUGGACGACGUGGAGGGCCACACUUGUGAUGAAGACUUCCGGGGACGGCGACACGAGGCACCCAAGGCACCCAAGGUGGAGGAAACCCUAAGGGAAGGACAGUAAGAGAUGCCAGUGCUUCCUCCUUGCCGGAGAUGGUCUGACCUGGCGGGGGCAGCCGGGGAGCCAAACCAGCCCCCAGGCGUAAGGGCCCGGCUGCCGCCGGACAGAUGGCGCCGAGGACUGAGGCCUGGUGAUUCUUCAGCCACGUCCAGCCCCAUCACUGCCACUGUCACUGCCACUUUCCAGGGGACUUAGAACUUUGGAGUUUUGUGCUGUGAUCGGAGGAAGGACCUGGGGCCCUGGGGGCAGCCGCCAGUCCUAGCCCCUUUUGUAGCCAGGCUGUUCUAUGGGCAAUGAGUGGAAGUGCAGGAACUCCCACCACCUUCCCCCCCCCCCCCCCCCACCCCCGCUCCCCACCUCCACCACCUUCUUAAAAAAAUCCCAGAAAAAAGGCGAAGGUUGGAGUACCCAAAAGGGCAGGAUGGUGAAGCCCCUGAAGGUGGAGCCCCUGCCCCCUCUCCUUUCCCCAUCUCUCCUGGGUCACAGACACUGCCUGACCCUCUAUCCCCAUCCCCAGCUCCUUUCUGGGCACCUUGGGCCCUUUAUUCCCAUGGCUUCCUGCAUCUCAGCCUUCCCCCCCCAGGGCUGCGGACCCUUGGUACAAGCCCUGGACAGAGCCCUGGGUGGGAGAGCGCCGGGCAGUCACUCAGGCUCCCUCUGAGGAGUGAUGGGCCCCUGUAGAGAGUUAGCUCCUGACGGACCACCCUGCCAGGGCCCCACCAGCUGCCUCUGUUAAGGGGUUGGCACGGCCCCCAGCAGGGAUGGGGAGGGGGCCACCCCGGAGCUGGAGGAGUAUGGCUAGGCAGGAGUGUUCUUGACUGUGGCAGAAGACAAAAGGCUGUUCUGGAUGGGACCCUGCAGUCACUCAACAGCGGGGGCUCACGGCGGCGGGG